Drosophila subobscura is the source of this 1350-nucleotide messenger RNA. RefSeq lists its product as uncharacterized. The transcript has 3 exons. The record is from RefSeq and is a predicted model, not a curated record. Bases 52 to 1257 code for a protein of 401 amino acids. Lineage: Eukaryota; Metazoa; Arthropoda; Insecta; Diptera; Drosophilidae.
GAUUUAACAUAAUCUUUAAAAAUUAGUGUAACAAAAAAAAUUCAAAGUGCAAUGAAGGCCCAAAGAAUGCCCGAAUGGGUGAAUGCCCUCUCGCUGAACCAAGCGAUUCGUGGCAUGUUGGAGGAUGGUGAGAAGAUCCUGGAAGUUAUUCCCACAACAGAUGAGAUACAAUUCCGCAACUGCACCGUUUUGCUGCCCAUCCGGGCGAAGGUGCUCAUGCGGAAUCAGACCAUGCGGAAGAUCUCGUUCAUGCUGAAGGCCCAGCACUGCAGCAAGUUUCAGGCCAAGAUCAUGUCCCACCUGAAGCUGUUCUUCCGCGAGCACCAGAUGUACCACAACAUUUUGCCCAAGUUCGAGCAGUUGUUCCAAUCGGUGGGCAAGACGGUGUCGCUGGGGCCGCGGGCCUUCAAGCUGGACAAUAGCAUCAAAGUGCACUACAUCCUGAUGGAGGAUCUCAGGGCCAAGGGCUACAAGAACGUGACCCGGCAGGAGGGCUUCGAUAUGGUGUGCAUGAGGGCAGUGCUGAAGAAACUCGCCGAGUUCCAUGCCGCCUCAGCAGCCUAUGUGGAGCGGCACGGCAUGUUUAGCAAACUGGUGGCCGAUGGGGUGUACACGAGGAACAACAAGAUCAUUCUGAAGAAACUGAACGAUGCGGAUCCAUAUCUGUCGCAGCUCAGGCGCUCGAGUCUGGGCGGACGUUUCCACAAGCGGCUUAUGAACAAGGAGAGUGUCCUAGUGGACCGAAUGCUAGAGCAGAGCAACCAACAGCCAGCGGACUUCAGUGUCCUCAACCACUGCGACGGCUGGGUAAACAAUGUGAUGGUGAAGUUCGAUGCCUUUGGAAAUGUGGAGGACACGGCUCUGAUUGACUAUCAGGUGGUCAAGUAUGGUUCUCCGUCAUACGAUCUUUACUAUACCAUACUUUCCUCUGCCCAAAAGGAGAUCAAGCUGGACAAAUUUGAUCAUUUCGUGCAGUAUUACUUUUACCAUCUGAUUGAUAAUCUCAAGAUUCUCAACUACCGCAGGCGAAUGCCGCAACUGAAGACGAUACGUGAUGGAUUGCACAAUAAUGGUCUGGCAGCAUAUGUGGUGGUGACACGGGUAUUGCCCAUUGCAAUGAUGAGUCAAUGGGAGGACGAGGUCAACGAGCGAUAUGCAGCCAAAAUAAAGGGUUCCCUAGUAAAUCGCAAGUACACUCAGGCCAUGAACGAUAUCCUGCCCUGGAUGGAUGAUCGCGGUCUGCUCAAUUGGUGCUAGAUCUCAUCUAUUUUUACAAAAUUUAAUGUGUAUUCAUGUAUCAAUAAUUUCACAAUUAUUCCAUUAUUUUUCGAUUAUGAGGGUAUUCCUAAA